GGGCCCUCUUGAGCUGGAGCAGAAAAUAAAAAGAUUGUGACACAUCGCUAAAAAUGUUCCCUUUCCCGCAUCCCCCGUGUAAGCUUCAGGGAGUAUUCUAAGCCAACCAGUUUACCGACAAGGAGAUCAGACUGGAGUAACGUUUCAUUUGUGGUACAGAGGGCUUCUGCUGAAACAUCAAGCUCACCAAGGAAAAAACCAUGUCACACAUUGUGUGGCAAGCGGAUGAAGAUGUUAGCGAAUGCUGGUUGUGUCACAAGAGAUAUACGUUUUUCUUCCGCAGACACCACUGCCGUAGGUGUGGGAAAGUUGUAUGCGGUGACUGCUCCAGAGGGAGGGUUGUUUACGAAGCUGGUGCUUCUAUAAUAUCAAGUCCCCAUGAUCUCUUUGCAGAGCCUGAGGAUCUACCUCAUAGGACGUGUGAUUUUUGCUUUGAGCUCAUGAUGAGUGAAGGGCUUAUUGCAGGUCACAGCGGUGCUGGAGAGGGGAAUGAUGACAGCGGACAUACAAAUGAAGGUCGUGGAGGUGAAGAAGAAGGAGCAGAACUUGUCCGGGAGUCCACCUUACCGAUGGAGGUGCCAAACCUCACCAGGAGACACAUAAAGGAUAUUUCUGCUCAACAGACCAGCGUUGAGGAAGAUGGUGGUAUAUGUGCUGGUGAUGAUGCCUCAGAGAGAGAUCGAUGCCCAGUAUGCAAUGAGCUAUUAACAGGAAAGAGAGACAGCGAAAGGGAACAGCACAUUAAUGACUGUCUCACUAGAGCGGAAUUUUUGGGGUCCCCUGACCAGCACCGGGUUAGCAACAGAAUGCUCGUGUACUACGUCCCUUUCCCUGCGAACAAUAAAGCCGUUGUAAUGUCGUGCUCAGAUGCAACGAAUGGCUCGUCCAUAGUCUCACCAAGGGAAGCACCAAUCACUGAUGAGAAGCUACCACAUGCUCAGGAAUGUGUCAUUUGUCUUGAAGAGCUGGAACCCGGUGAUAAAGUUGGUCGAUUGGAAUGCCUUUGCGUGUUUCACUACAAGUGUAUUAAGGCAUGGUUUAAGAGGAAGGGCCCAGGUGAGUGUCCUAUACAUGCUGUACACGCUUAAUGUCGAUGCUCGAGCUCUGGUAAGUUACGGUUUGGUUUGUAUGUUUUUUUUUCUUUUCCCAUUUUGAAUUUGCUUUUAAUGAGAUGUAUUUGCUGCUCUGCUGUACCAAUGUUGAGAUGUUUGGGGUUUAUAUGGGGGUAU
Williopsis jadinii is the source of this 1229-nucleotide messenger RNA. RefSeq names its product phosphatidylinositol-3-phosphate-binding ubiquitin-protein ligase (gene PIB1). The coding region runs from base 201 to 1088 and encodes 295 amino acids. The record is from RefSeq and is a predicted model, not a curated record. Gene Ontology annotation, molecular function: metal ion binding. The transcript has a single exon. Lineage: Eukaryota; Fungi; Ascomycota; Saccharomycetes; Phaffomycetales; Wickerhamomycetaceae.